AUGAGUCUUCUGCACCCAAAAGUACUCCAGGCAAGAAGAGCCCGUUCUAGAAGUCUGGUGAUGGGGGAAAACAGAGUCCCAAGUCCAGGUCAAUCUCCUACCUUUGGGCAGGAACAAGCAGUGAAGUCUGGAUGGUUGAAGAAACAGAGGAGCAUCAUGAAGAAUUGGCAACAAAGAUGGUUUGUACUGAGAGGACAGGAGCUGUGCUAUUAUAAAGACGAAGAGGAAACUAAACCGCAGGGCUGUAUACCACUCCCAGGGAAUCGUGUAGUGGAGAUCACCCCUCAGCCAGAAGAGCCGAAUAGACACUUGUUUGAGAUAGUUCCAGACCAUAUUCCAGGCCUUAUUCUUGUGCCCACUGGACGCAGAAAGUUUGGGUCCAAAAACGCGACAACCGCGUUCUGGUUUGGACCCUUCAGGGGACGCACCCAAGAAGGCUACCGCCAAAUCCAGGCACUUAACUCCCUCUGCCUCCAGAACCCAUAUUACUGGUGA
This is a messenger RNA of Pelobates fuscus (common spadefoot toad), 495 nucleotides long. Its product is annotated as rho GTPase-activating protein 22-like. The transcript has 4 exons. Bases 1 to 495 code for a protein of 164 amino acids. The record is from RefSeq and is a predicted model, not a curated record. Lineage: Eukaryota; Metazoa; Chordata; Amphibia; Anura; Pelobatidae.